Salvia hispanica is the source of this 1476-nucleotide messenger RNA. RefSeq lists its product as uncharacterized. Gene Ontology annotation, biological process: DNA-templated transcription. The record is from RefSeq and is a predicted model, not a curated record. Lineage: Eukaryota; Viridiplantae; Streptophyta; Magnoliopsida; Lamiales; Lamiaceae. Gene Ontology annotation, molecular function: DNA binding.
AAAGCCUCAAAACCCCUAAAUCUGCCACGGUGUUAAAUUAGGGUUUAGCACAAGUCCUGAAAAUCGCUGGUCGAAUCAUGGGGAAGAAAGAGAAGAAGGUGAGCGAAGAAAUCGGAAAGCAAUUGGAAACUAUGAAUGUGAAAAUCAAGGAAAUUCCCGAAAACCCAGAGAAGAAAAUCUCGCCAGUAAUCGGAUAUUUUCCUUCCGGAUUUGACCCGUUGAAGAAUUCGGAGGAAUCCAACUCGCAAUCCAGAGUCUCUAGCGUGAAGGUGUACAAGAAUGCCAAACGAAAUCCCAAAAACCCUAGAUUGGAGGUGGUGGUAGGAGUCGGCGGUUCCGCUGUCAAUUUUGUAGGAACGAGCUAUUCCGGCGAAGCUAGGACACCGCAGAUCUGCAAUUAUGCUCUUGGCGUGUUGGACAAGAACACCGGAGUGCUGAAGAUGGUUCCUAUUGCUGCUAAUAAGAUAUUCAGGUUGGAACCAAAGGUCCAUGGGGUGGAGCAGCCUGAAAAUGAAUCACGAGAUGCGGAAAAGGAAGCAGAUACAUAUGAAGAGAGGUCCGAGAAAUUCAUGAAUGCCACACGCAUGUAUUCAACGAAGAAAAAUAUAAGAAGGGAUGAGAAACGCGUAACCUUACGUAGAACAGAAGAUGUAGGAGCGCAAGAAGGUAUGGAACAAAAAUUGGAGGGGAUCAAAGUGAACAUGGAGGCACUGGUGGAAGCAGUCCCUUCAACUGCUAAUGCUCGUAAUAUCCCUCCACAUAAUUUGGAUGCCAAUGAGGUAGAGAUGGCCUAUCCACUUGACAAGAUCAUUCUAAAAGGGGAGUGGGAUUACCUUCAAGACAUUUUUGACAAGUUGCAUGGUGGAUCAGAAUUGGCCCAAGAUGUUUACCCAAGUUUUGUUCUCAAUCGAGCUCAGUCAUUGCAAAAGAUUAAGAAUGAGUCAAGUAGAAGGAGGAUGGCUGGAAUUUUGUCAUACAUCACUCAUCUCAUACGAUUCAAGGACCGACACUCUAUGGAUGGGGUGUCGUCUGCAAAGUUUCACAGAUUGCCUAGCAUCUUAUCUCAGAAAUUCUCCACCAUGUUCGCUUCCACUACGGAUAAACGACUUCCUCAAGAUAAACAGGAUCUGCUUAUAAGCUACGUUCUGGUGCUCUCCCUCUUUGCUGAUGAUUUUCGGUCUGACCCUUCAGACAUCGCCAGGGAUCUCCGGAUGAACCCUUUGACACUGAGAACUCACUACGAGUCCUUGGGCUGCAAGUUUGUUCGUGAAAACAUGUCUCUGGUCGCGACCCUCCCUCUCCCGCUGACCUUCCAGACGAUCAAGAUCAAGAGGAAAAGGCAAAAGUAGAUAUAUGAUCACAUUCUAAGCAAAACCAUUCUUGCUGUGUUUGUUUGUCUGUGAAAUUACUCUUAGACGGUGCAAAUUUACAGUUUAAACGGUAUUUUUUAUAACUAACUCUCAGUUUCGACUUGCU